Messenger RNA from Cylicostephanus goldi, 378 nucleotides. The record is from the annotation of a GenBank genome assembly. NCBI's taxonomy places the organism in Eukaryota, Metazoa, Nematoda, Chromadorea, Rhabditida, Strongylidae.
AUGGAACCUUUGGCUACCAAGAUUGAGAUGAUUGACCUACUGAAUAGUCGUGACGGGGAUUCGGAUGUCGAAGUUUUGGAGGAUAGCGAUUCCACAGGAUCCGGGCAGACUGUUUUUGAGUGUAAGCACGAGGACGACGAUGAUGAGCACGAUAUGCCGAUGUCUACAACACCGAAGGACGGCAAUGAAAAUGAGGAUGAACCCUUGUUUUCUACCAAGCAGGAACCCAUAGAUGUCAGUGAAAGAGACUCUGGAGCAGUUGAAGGUCGAGUGCACGACGCGCAGAAUCCCACGACACUCAUAAAGCGAGAGGAUGAAAUGCCCGCGACGUCCCCUGCAUCCUCGAUGAACCGCGUUUCCGCAUCCAACAUUAGAGCC